AUGACUGCUCUGUAUGAGCUCCAUUGUCUGUCGGCUCACCCGCUGCUCCCGCUCUGGGCUGGACUCAGUGAUCAGAGGCUGUGGGGGGACAGCGGGCGCCAGCCUUGCCAAGGCCUGGUGUCUCCUGGGAGCUGGGGGCUGGGGUGGCCGGUGACCUUCGAGGACGUGUUCGUGUACUUCUCCCGGGAGGAGUGGGGGCUCCUGGACGAGGCUCAGAGGCGCCUGUACCGCGACGUGAUGCUGGAGAACUUCGCCCUCGUGUCCUCCCUGGGACUCGCCGUCUCCAGGUCCCCUGCGGUCACCCACGCGGAGCGGCCGUACGCCUGCAGCGAGUGCGGGAAGGUCUUCAGCCAGAGCUCCCACCUGGUCGAGCACUGGAGGAUCCACACCGGGGCCCGGCCCUUCGAGUGCAUCGAGUGCGGCAAGUUCUUCAGCCACAACUCCAGCCUCCUCAAACACCGGCGAGUGCACACGGGAGCCAGGGCCCACGUGUGCGGCGAGUGCGGGAAGGCCUUCGGCUGCAGAGACACCCUGGUCCAGCACCAGGUCGUCCACACCGGGGCCCGGCCGUACGCGUGCGGCGAGUGCGGGAAGGCCUUCAGCCGCAAGGACACCCUGGCCCAGCACCAGCGGUUCCACUCCGGGGAGCGGCCGUACGCCUGCAGCGAGUGCGGGAAGGUCUUCAGCCAGAGCUCCCACCUGGUCGAGCACUGGAGGAUCCACACCGGGGCCCGGCCCUUCGAGUGCAUCGAGUGCGGCAAGUUCUUCAGCCACAACUCCAGCCUCCUCAAACACCGGCGAGUGCACACGGGAGCCAGGGCCCACGUGUGCGACGAGUGCGGGAAGGCCUUCGGCUGCAGAGACACCCUGGUCCAGCACCAGGUCGUCCACACCGGGGCCCGGCCGUACGCGUGCGGCGAGUGCGGGAAGGCCUUCAGCCGCAAGGCCACCCUGGCCCAGCACCAGAAGGUCCACACCGGGGAGCGGCCCUACGCCUGCGGCCAGUGCGGGAAGGUCUUCAGCCACAGCUCCAACCUGAUCGUGCACCAGCGGACCCACACCGGGGCGAAGCCGUACGCGUGCAGCGAGUGUGGGAAGUCCUACAUCAGCAGCUCCCACCUGGUCCAGCACCAGAAGGCACACACGGGAGCGAGGCCGUACGCGUGCGGCGAGUGUGGGAAGUUCUUCAGCCGCAACUCCAGCCUCAUCCUGCACCAGCGGGUUCACACUGGAGAAAAGCCUUACGUGUGUGGCGAGUGCGGGAAAGCCUACAGCAGGAGCUCCCACCUGGCUCGGCACCAGAAGGUUCACGCUGGCGCGAGACCUCACGACCGCGGCAGUUUUGGGGGCCCUUUGGCCGCAUCGCUGAGACUGGUGUAGCCCCGGGAGGCUCACACUGGAGAAGGGCCUGUGAAUGCGGGGUAUGAGCCUCUCCGUGUUCGUCCUCAGCCUCACACCGGAGGGAGCUCUGUGAGCACCUGGCACCCAGGUUGCACGGCCUGCAGGCGAGCCUCAUAUGGCGUGCGCCCACCUGGGACACUCCCCUGAGCACCGUGAGCUGGGCGUCUCCAUGAGCGACGCUGCACUUUCCGAGCUGUCUAGAGCUCUUGACGGUUUUGUCAGUGCCAGUGCCUUUGGCAGAAGCCAUCGCUGCCUCCAGCUGUCGGUCCCCCUGCGUGUCAGUCGCUCCAGUAGCUCAGGGAAGGCAGACCCCUGCACACGCCCUCAUUCCCUGGCGGGGAUCCGCGGGUUCCGAGCCAUGGAAGGUCCUCACUUCCCCUGACGGGUUCUGAGAGGACGUGGUCGAGCUCUGGCCACAGGAUCUGAGCGGGAGUCUGCUGGGCAUUCCCACACAGGCUUCCUUCAAGCAGCCUGGACGCUAAGGCAUUGGUCCUCUUCCAAUCCCCCACCAGUGGAACUGCUGCCCGCAGCUCCGGUCCCCGGCGGUGCAGGCCUGCGGGGCGUCAUGGCGACUCCGACUCCGGGAGGGCCUGCUCCCGGUGGGACAUCGAUUGAGAGGAGCCUGGGUUCUGCCAACACGAGGGAGGAACACCUUUGUUGGCACCAACUUCAUGUGCCUGAGAAGGGACAGCAGGAGGGCAGAGGACAGACCUCAGUCCAGUUGGGCCUGGUCUGCAUUACUGUCUGAGGCUUGCGGGGAAAUGACUGAGACGGUCGUGUGUGUGCCUGAUCCUGCGGCCUGGACGUCCAGGCUCUCUGGAGGCCAGAGUUCAUGCUGAGAAACCGCCAGUGCUUCUGGAAGUGCCGUGAGUUGGGUCCCUUUUUCGUAGGAGACGCCCCAUCCUCCCCGGCACGUUUGGGGGCCUUCUGUCCCCUGGAUCUGCGGGAGCCAGUCCCCGGUGUUCAGGAACCUGGGCAGGUGUCAGCGCCUGGAAGGCCUGCAGGGCAAGGUGCGAGUCAUGCUUGUGUAGCGAUGCUUAGACCACGGCGCCGGGCUGACUGGAAACGAGAGGUUGUGUGUCUGUUAUAAAGGGGUCGUCUACAAUGCCCGUG
Myotis davidii is the source of this 2514-nucleotide messenger RNA. Its product is annotated as zinc finger protein 304. The transcript is spliced from 5 exons. Lineage: Eukaryota; Metazoa; Chordata; Mammalia; Chiroptera; Vespertilionidae. Gene Ontology annotation, molecular function: RNA polymerase II cis-regulatory region sequence-specific DNA binding; DNA-binding transcription factor activity, RNA polymerase II-specific. The record is from RefSeq and is a predicted model, not a curated record. Gene Ontology annotation, biological process: regulation of transcription by RNA polymerase II. The coding region runs from base 1 to 1380 and encodes 459 amino acids.